CACUAUCCAAAAAACCAAACUUUCCAUAAUUUCCAACCACCCCAUUUUCCAUUUCUAUCAAAAUUCAUCAAUGGCUUCAGUGAUCAUGUCAUUUGCACCAGCAACAGGUAGAGUCUUUGCAGCAACAGCAGCAAAAGGUGCUUCUGGUGGCAACAAAGAAGAGAAGGGUUUGCUUGAUUGGAUCCUUGGCAAUUUGCAGAAGGAAGAUCAGCUUCUUGAAACUGAUCCAAUUCUCAAGAAGGUUGAGGACAAGAGUGGCGGAGGAACCACUAAUGGCGGCCGCAGGAACUCCGUCGCCGUGCCGCAGAAGAACAUCAUCUUAGCAACUUCAAAAGUCGGAUGUAUCUAG
Messenger RNA from Arachis duranensis, 349 nucleotides. RefSeq lists its product as uncharacterized. Lineage: Eukaryota; Viridiplantae; Streptophyta; Magnoliopsida; Fabales; Fabaceae. The transcript has a single exon. The record is from RefSeq and is a predicted model, not a curated record. Gene Ontology annotation, cellular component: chloroplast. The coding region runs from base 71 to 349 and encodes 92 amino acids.